ACCACGUGCAGCUGGCAGGAACCAUGCGCGAAUACCCUCAACUCAAUCGACGUCUCAAACUCACAACCUUCUCACGACUUUGAUGCUCACCCCUCAUCUGCGCACAUCGCGAGGCCCACCAUGAAGCUCCCUGCAGCUGUCGUAGCGACUUGGUGGCUGGCCCUCGGGCUGGGCUCCAUUGCGCACGCCGACAACGACGAGGGACAAUCCCUCGAGGAGGUAGAGCUACCCAUCAUGCAGACUGCUGCCGACGCUACAUAACGGCAGACUGAAGACUGAUCGCGUGCAUGUGCAUGUAGCAUCGUGACGUUGGUUCCAUCUCUGAAGUGCACCAGGUCGUCAUGACCGUGCACCGGGUGCAGGCGCAGCCAAACAUCACCGCCUCCCAGCGACAACAAGAUGAGAAGACCCGCCUGCUCAAAUUGAUGGACAGACGCAACGGCAAAUGGACACCCAGUCACCCGCGUCAUCGCCUCCUGGAUGCGCUUCACGGAUUUCUCAAGUACAAAGAUAGCCAGGGAGCAGAGCUCAACAGACUUCGGGGCUUGUAUGCAAGGGUAUCCAAGUCUCAAAAAGCGCUUUUGGAUCAUCACAUUGCGUACUCGUCCAAGUUCGACGAGGUGGAGCGCAAGCUGGCGCGCAACCAAGCCUUGUGUGACUCCAUUGUCGACUCCGCGCUUGACUUCUACCAAGUCCCAUACUGGGAGCUCACCGCCCAUGUCCGCGAGAAAGAAUCCGCCGGCCAAGCAGCGGACCGCAUAUCUGUCUCGCAAGCACUCAAACACAUUGUGAGGGAUUGGACGGCCGAAGGGGAGCACGAAAGAAAUUCGACAUUUGCCUGCAUGCUGCAUACUUUAACUCAGCUGUUUCCACACCACAGUAGUACUAUCGACCCGAUCACGGUUCUUCUGCCAGGUGCAGGGCAUGGAAGACUCGGUCAUGACAUCGAGAGGCUAGGCGGGUUCGAGGUCACCAUCAAUGAAUGGUCCAUGUACAUGAAUGUGGCAUACAGAUUCCUUGAGGAGCAUGGCCAAGCACUCAAGCAUAACUUUUAUCCCUUUGUUGAGGGCUGGUCACACCACGCGACCGACGCAGACAUGCAGAGAGGCCUGUCGUUUCCGGACGUUGAUCUCCGCCCGGAGGCGGUUCUGAUGGCGGAAGGCGACUUCACAACCGCUUUCAACCAGCAAAACGGCCACUACAAUGUGGUCAUUACCUACUUCUUCAUCGACACGGCUCGCAACCUCCUCAGUUACUUUGACACCAUCAAGAAGGUCCUGAAACCUGGCGGCCAUUGGAUCAAUCUAGGCCCGCUCCUUUACGGUACUGCUCCGUUCGUACAACUAUCCCUUGAGGAGAUUGUCAAAAUUACCGAGGCCAUGGGUUUUGAAUACCAGGAGACGGAUGAGAGAUGCGGCGAUUUGACCUUGGAAGGUGCGAAAGUUAGGGGCAUGGAGGCGAUAUAUGGCUUUGACAAAAAGGCUCUCACAAAGAAUGCGUACAAUGCCCAAUUUUGGGUCGCGAGGCGACAGUAGCGGUGGCAUUUACGAUAGACACAAGUCUGGAAUAUGUACAAGAACAGCAAAGUAAUGAGUGGAACCCAUCAAAUACAUGUCAGGCAAU
Molecule: messenger RNA, 1623 nt
Organism: Purpureocillium takamizusanense
Lineage: Eukaryota; Fungi; Ascomycota; Sordariomycetes; Hypocreales; Ophiocordycipitaceae
Product: Carnosine N-methyltransferase
Exons: 3
Coding region: 342-1535 (397 amino acids)
Molecular function (GO): S-adenosylmethionine-dependent methyltransferase activity
Source: RefSeq, a predicted model, not a curated record